This is a messenger RNA of Clupea harengus (Atlantic herring), 3280 nucleotides long. RefSeq names its product factor VII-activating protease. Gene Ontology annotation, molecular function: serine-type endopeptidase activity. The record is from RefSeq and is a predicted model, not a curated record. Gene Ontology annotation, biological process: proteolysis. Lineage: Eukaryota; Metazoa; Chordata; Actinopteri; Clupeiformes; Clupeidae.
CCAGAUAGAACUGUAAACAUGGGUUCGUUGUAGUGUAGUGUAGUGUAGUGUAGACUUUGCUGUUUGAGAGUCAUCAUGGACGCCAGGCUGUUCAUUCUUCUGGUCUUUCUGUUGGCAUUCAUCAAUCAGGCUGAGUUAAAAAAGAAACAUGAUGACAAGCCAGGCAGACACAAAUCAAAACGUGGAAAACACAGAGGGCGAGUGGAAGACUUUGUUCGAGAUUAUGAUGUUCCAGAAGACCCAAAGGAUGAUGAUGAUGAUGAUGAACAUGACAGUGGAUGGUUGUUUGAGAUGCAGGACCUAAGAGGUCCUUGCGAUCCGAACCCUUGCCUCCAUGAUGGUACCUGUGAGGAGAAAAGAGGGGAUAAAUUUAAAUGCAACUGCCCCAAGCCUUUUAAAGGUAGAAGAUGUGAGAAAAGCAAAAAGGUUUGCAAGAGAAAGACCUGUGGACAUGGAACAUGUGUUUUGACUUCAACUGCACCCUACUAUGAAUGCAAGUGCAAAGAACCAUUCAAGCUCCCCAACUGUAAAUUAAAUGCUGCAUGUGACCCAAGUCCCUGUCUUAAUGGUGGCGAAUGCAUAAAGGAUGGGCGUGACUUUGACUGCGUCUGCCCUGACAACUUCAAUGGAAGUCUCUGCCAUGUUGGUCCAGAUGACUGUUAUGAAGGUGAUGGAGAGUCCUACCGUGGGAAAGUUUCUGAAACUGAAGAUGGAGAUGAGUGCCUCUACUGGAACUCUCAUUUUCUCAUUCAGAAUGGGGUUAACCCUUUCAGUGCCUUUGAAGAUGCAGAUGGACUGGCUGCUCACAAUUUUUGCAGAAACCCAGAUGGUGAUGUUAAACCUUGGUGCUUCAUCAGAAGAAGGAAAAGACUGAGAUGGGAACACUGCGAUGUGAGGAAAUGUCAAGAUGAUGUGAGUCCAGCUCCCACUGAGCCCCAGCUCGACACAGAAGAUCCAACAACUUCCCCAGUGAUUUUUCCUGCUCAGCCUACAACUGUGCCAAUUAUACUUGUACCCACCACAGCAGAUGGGGGGCCUACAACUGUGCCAAUUAGGCCAACUAUACUUGUAGCCACCACAGCAGAAGGGGGGCCUACCUCUGGCCCAAGUAGGAGCUUUGCCACCUGUGGAAAGCCUCAACCACGGCGGAUGUUGAAUCGGAUCUAUGGUGGUAUGAAGGCUAUCCCAGGCGCUCGUCCAUGGCAGGUUUCUCUACAGGUGCGAAUCAGAGGCUCAAGACAGGAUUUCAGGCAUAUUUGUGGAGCGGUUCUCAUUCAGAGUUGCUGGGUGCUGACAGCUGCCCACUGCAUAACCCAAAACAAUGAGAUGCAGGUGGUCCUCGGAGGAUUGGACCUUGGAAAGAAGGAGUCCUUUGAGCAGACUGUGGCGGUGGAAAUGGCAAUAGUCCAUGAGAAGUACAGAGAAACAUCUUCAGCAGUUUACAAUGAUAUCGCUCUGUUAAGACUGAAGGCCACAGAUGGGAUGUGCGCUACGGAGUCUCAGUACGUGAAGGCAGUGUGUUUGCCCAACACCACUCUGGCAGACGGAACGGAGUGCAGCAUCGCAGGAUGGGGUGCAACACCAGAGUCAGAAUUUGGCUCCAGCCAACUGAUGGACGCUGAUGUCCUCGUUAUAUCAGACGACCGCUGCUCCGACAGAAAAGUCUACGGCAAUAUAUUGGAUAAGAGCAUGUUCUGUGCCGGCUACCUCGAGGGUGGAAUAGACUCCUGUCAGGGAGACUCUGGAGGGCCCUUGACAUGUGAGAUGGAGGGGACACACUUCCUGUAUGGCCUGGUGAGCUGGGGUGACAGUUGUGGGAAAGCAAACAAGCCAGGUGUUUACGCUAAUGUGAUACAUUUCCUUGAUUGGAUUAUCUCAAAAACUGGUGCCCUAUUUUGAAUAUUUGCAAAGGCAAAAUGUGUGUGAUUACAAUUCACUUUUAGAAAUCAUCUGAAAGCAAUGUUGUAUUUGUAGAGAAUAUAGAAAUAUAGCAGUUAAUCUUCUUCACUGAAGUAAUAAAACUAUUCAUAAAAAAACGUUAUUCUGUGCAUUCCUUCAGAAACUAUGAUAGACUCAAUGACACGUAGGCUCUCUUUAUCUUUACCCAUCAUAGCAGAAGCCUCCAGUGCAUCUGACUGGAGCCUAAUGUAAGAGAACCCUUACUGGUUUUGGGGGCAUGAUAUCUAGAUUCUGGAGCAUGAUUAUACUGUCCUGGUAAAAAAAAUAAUCUAAAUCUAAAUCAGUACCGUUUGAAGUAUCUAAAAUCCACAUUACAGAAAGCUUUAUUGUAUCAGAGUAUGCAGUAGUGUCACUGUAGUAUUUUAAUCAAACACUCGAUACCAAUUGUUGUGGUCACCCUAAACCAAACUGUUGGAUAGGGAUCAGUUCUACUCAGGAGCGGAGCCUAUCCCUGAACAACAGCACAGGGACCAAACUCGUGGCCCCGCGCGGGGUAGAGGAGGGGAACAUCAGUAUGAUGGCACACUGAAAUCAGUAAAGAAGGUACAUUAGUGGAGUCUGGAUCUGGCAGAUCCUGCCAGGUUGAGAUGGCAUGGGCAAGGCCUACCCCCAAAAGAGUGUAAAUAAUAACAGAACCCACCGGUGAUGGAGACUGCAGGAUCAUGUUGUCUGGAAAGUAAGUACAAAAAUGGAAUCAAGGAACAAAUGCAACAAAUGCGGCUGUGCAGAAUAACUAGGGCUUGUCCAAAGCUUUCGAUCCUAUCAUAGCUAUAUCAGCCUGACUGGCUGGAAACCUAAAUAAAUACUAUUCUGAUUCUGAUUCUGAUUCUAAAAACUAAGACUUUAGUUUUCUGUUUUUAGUUUUUUUUUUUAAUUUAAGGCCAAACUUAAACUUAAACUUAAACUGAAAAAUAAAACAUUGGCAUUGAAACAGUUGUACUGAAAUUAACUUCGGCCACUGAACAUUAGUUUUGAUGUUUUUUUGUUUAUUCUGAAUGUGCUGUUUCAAUGACAAUAUUUCCUUAGUCUUUUCAGUGCAGGAUUUUUUUUUACGCUGUAAGUCUUUUUUAGAAACAGUGUUUGGGGGUGUGUAUAUAAUGACCUUCUAGAGUAAUGUCUAUUAAUGCCAAUUGUGUUUAUGGUUCUAUGUUGGUACAGUUAGGGAAUGUUUUGACAGUGUUACACAGGAACAUCGACACAUGAAACAUUCAGUAAUGAGCUACAUUUGUAAAAAAUGAAUCUUUUCAGGAUUUUAUAUUACUAUUGUAUAUACUGCCCUCAAGGGAAGUCCCAAUGUUAAAUAAAAUGGUCAUACAUUUCA